This is a messenger RNA of Etheostoma cragini (Arkansas darter), 920 nucleotides long. RefSeq names its product telomere repeat binding bouquet formation protein 2 (gene terb2). Gene Ontology annotation, biological process: meiotic attachment of telomere to nuclear envelope; homologous chromosome pairing at meiosis. Gene Ontology annotation, cellular component: nuclear inner membrane. The coding region runs from base 127 to 729 and encodes 200 amino acids. NCBI's taxonomy places the organism in Eukaryota, Metazoa, Chordata, Actinopteri, Perciformes, Percidae. The transcript has 7 exons. The record is from RefSeq and is a predicted model, not a curated record.
GCCAAACGACAGCGCAGACGCAGCAGUUUAAGAGAUAAUAUUAGCUGCUAUAUAUUAGAAGAUAAACAGACUAGCUGGAAAGUUAAUAGCUAACAGCUUAUCAAAAGAGAGGACUGUAAGUUAGUUAUGUUUAGGAAUAAGUCAGCCUGGUUUUCAAGUAGUGUGCCACAGGCAUGUCACAACCUUUGGAUUUUGGAAGGUGGGACCAUUGCUGGUUGGAGAACAGCAGAUUUCCUUUUCAGUGAGGAUGCUACUUGCCCUGAUACUCUGAGGAUAUUUGAGAGCAAAGAUUAUCUUUGGAACAAGGUGGUGGUUUUUCACAGCUUGUUUCUGUCCGCGUGUGAGAAGCGCCAGAGUGUAAAGUCUGUGUGCAUUGGUCAUUACGUGCUGCCUCCAGCCUCAGUACAGGACGAGGUGAGACAAGUGGUUGGGAGGUUGAUUUGGGAGUGUGAAGAUGAGCUGUCAGUGACUCAGGGUUUCCAUAAGAGCUUUAGUUGCCAGACAGAAGAUGAGUGUAGUGAAGUCAGCAAACGCAACUCUGAACCAUCUGACACAGACUCAUCAGGAAGUGAAGCCCGUUUGUGUGCUCACUAUCCAGUUAGUAACAUGCUCACAGGGUACGUCAGCAUGAAGAACCUUCAGAAAUAUUCAGAUGAUCUGUGUGAUUUCCGUCCCGGAUGUUUUCAAUGCUCCAACUGUAAAGCCCACUGCUGCCUGCCGCACACAUAAGCAAACAUGCACUAAGAGAAAGGCAUGUCAAAGAAGAACAUGUAGCAGUUGUGUCACAGUUGCAAGCUGUAGAUAAUCUACUUUCAAAAGUUAUGUUUCAUAUUACUGUAGGUUUGCAUUGCCUAGCUGCACUUGUGUGUGCAGUGUAGACGUAAACGCUGUCAUAGAAUAAAUCAGUGUAACAUGGCUAA